Echinops telfairi (small Madagascar hedgehog) is the source of this 3349-nucleotide messenger RNA. Its product is annotated as zinc finger protein OZF-like. NCBI's taxonomy places the organism in Eukaryota, Metazoa, Chordata, Mammalia, Afrosoricida, Tenrecidae. The record is from RefSeq and is a predicted model, not a curated record. Gene Ontology annotation, molecular function: RNA polymerase II cis-regulatory region sequence-specific DNA binding; DNA-binding transcription factor activity, RNA polymerase II-specific. Gene Ontology annotation, biological process: regulation of transcription by RNA polymerase II. The coding region runs from base 299 to 2023 and encodes 574 amino acids. The transcript has 4 exons.
CUGGAAUCUGCUACUCCCUCCUUACUCAACAGUGUUUCCUUCCGUUUCUGGUCCCAGGUGUGGCGAAUGGAGAGCUAGUAUGGUCUGGGCAGAUGGAGACCAAGAGUGAGCAUCUUACACUUCCCUGACAUCACUGGUAAGACUUCUAAACUGCUCUGCCUGGCUGUGGACCACUCACAUCAUUCACCUGCCUGCAAAGUGCCCAGUGGCUCUGCCUCCUCUCCCAGCUCUCUUCCUGAAGUGCUUCUUGGACUCAGAGAGCACAUUCUCCUAGACUUCCAGAAGCCGGAGCCAGGACAUGGACUCGAUGGCUAUUGAAGAUUUGACCGUGGACUUUUCCCAGGAAGAGUGGGCGUUGCUGGAUCUUUCUCAGAGGGAGCUCUACAGAGACGUGAUGACGGAAACCUUUCAAAACCUGACCUCAGUAGUUUCUCGAAAUCUUGAUGAUGGAGAAAAGCUGUCCGCGGAAAACACAGUAGUCCGAUUUAUGAACAAUGACAUCUGGUGCUCCAUGGUUGGCCAGAUCUGUGAAUCGAAUGUUAUUGAGGACAUGGAGAACAAUCCGGACACAUGUGUGAGAAAAUAUAUGGUAGCGAAUGUCUGUGAAAGUAAUGAAGACAAUCAGUUUGAAAAGAUCUUCAACUGGAUCCCAAACCUUUCCGUACUUGGGAGAACACGCGUGGAAGCGUACCCUGCGUACCUUGAGUGUGAACAACCCUCCACGGAGCGGCAUGCCGGCUCUGGUUCUGAAUGCAGCAUCUAUCAGUGUAAGGGUUACGGAGAUGCCUGUGGUUACCCCUUUGACCUCAGCACCCCCGUGAGAACCCUCCCUGGAAAGAAGCCCUUUGAGUGUAAGGAGUGUGGCAAAUUGUUUCGUCAUUCAUCAAACCUCAUCAUACAUUUUAGAAGUCACAGUGGAGAGAGGCCGUACAUAUGUAAGGAAUGUGGCAAAGCCUUUAGUCAGUCUUCAUAUCUCACUACACAUAUAAGAAUUCACAGUGGAGAGAGGCCUUAUGUAUGUAAAGAAUGUGGCAAAACUUUUAAUCGAUCAUCACACCUAACUGCACACAUAAGAAUCCACAGUGGAGAGAGACCUUAUGAAUGUAAGGAGUGUGGCAAAGCCUUUCAUCAUUCCUCAAGCUUCACUAGACAUAUGAGAACUCACAGUGGAGAGAGGCCUUAUGUGUGUAACCAGUGUGAUAGAGCCUUUCGUUACUCUGCACACCUCACUAGACACCUUAGAAUGCACAGUGGAGAGAGGCCUUAUGAAUGUAAAAUAUGUGGGAAAGCCUUUCGGCAGUCUUCAUACCUUACUAAACAUCUGCGAACACACAGUGGUGAGAAGCCUUAUAAAUGUAAGGAGUGUGGCAAAGCCUUCGGUUGGUCCUCAAACUUCACUAAGCAUAUUAGUACUCACAGUGGAGAGAGGCCUUAUGAAUGCAAUGAAUGUGGGAAAACCUUCAGUCACCCCUCCAACCUCACUGUCCAUCUAAGAAGGCACAGUCGAGAAAGGCCUUACGAAUGUCCAGAAUGUGGCAAAGCCUUCAGUUGGCUGUCACACCUCACCACGCAUCUACGAACGCACAGUGGGGAGAGACCUUAUGAGUGUAAGGAGUGUGGCAAAGCCUUCAGUUGGUCCUCAAACUUCACUAAGCAUAUGCGUACUCACACUGAAAAGAAACCAUAUAUCUGUAAGGACUGUGGGAAAGCUUUUCAUCAUUCCUCACACCUGAUUAGACAUGUGAGAACACACAGCGGAGAGAGGCCCUAUGAAUGUAAGGAAUGUGGCAAAUGCUUUCGGCAGUCUUCAUAUCUCACUACACAUAUCAGAAGUCACAAUGGAGAGAGGCCUUACGUAUGUAGGGAAUGUGGGAAAGCCUUUUGUCAUUCUUCAGUCCUCACUAGACAUAUGAGGAUUCACAGCGGAGAGAAGCCCUAUGAAUGUAAAGACUGUGGGAAAGCCUUUCGUUGGUCCUCACGCUUCAUGAAACAUGUGCAAACACACAGGGAAAAGCAGCCUUGAGUAAGGAUCGCUUCAUAUAUAUAGUACUAUAAUUUCCAACACAAAAUUGCUGAAAGUCUCGAGAGUACAAAAUAUCCCAGUAAGUAAAACACAGAAUUGGAAAGAAGGUGUUAAUUGGAGCUAGUUUGUGCCUUUGGAGAAGUAACCGUGUUAGAUGACUAUUCAUUUGUCUGUUGGCACUGAUUUCUCCUGGUUUGUGAGCAGUGGCACAGGUGUUUUUCAGGCCAGGCUAAAUUUUACCUUCUUUCUGUAUCCUCUGCCACCAUAGCAUCUGAAAAAGCCUGUGGUGAAGGGGAGCAACAAAAGCGGUCUGAAAGUUCACCCUUGGUGGCACCCACCCUAUAAAAAAAUAGAAUUGUGGAUACUGCUGAUUUUUUUGAGCAGUUUCUUCCAGAAAGAAGCCAGGUGAAUGGGAAAGCCGGUUAUCUCAGGAGAGGGGUUGUAACCAGUGAAAGAAGCAAGAGCAAGAUUACUUCUGUGACUUCCCAGGUGCCUUUCCCAAAAGGUAUUUGAAACAUCCCCCAAAAAAUAUUUGAAGAAGAUUAAUCUAUGUGGUUGGUUGAAUGUGGUCACCACAUUCAGGAGUUAGGAAUUACAUUAAGGAAGUUAGGAAUUACAUUACUUCCAACUUAACCAGGAUGAAGAAGGGGAAGAAGAUGAGGAUUAAAAUUCACUUCUCGGGAAAAUUUUGUAUGAGUGUUUGAAUAAAACUUGGGAUCGAAACAGAUAGCUGUCCUUUUAUCUCUGCAGCAUGGAAGACGAGACACUGGGAGGCCCAAGCCCCACAUGACUUCCACUCACUCCUGUAACUUGGGAAAAUGGCAGUUCUCAGUGUAGUGAUUCCAAACUAGAUAGAUGUGCCUUGUGACCUCAGGCCACUGCUGAUCGUAGGACGCUUGAUGGGGAGAUGUGGACAGGGAGCUACAGUUAAUCACGAUUAUGAAAACUUUGACCAUUUUACCUGAUUCUUUUCUCCAAGAAAGACGGGAACUUCUCGUUCAAUUAGAGCAAAACAGCGGCUGCUUCUGAGGGGUGCUUUUUGUGGGGCAACUCAGGUGUCAAUAAAGAUGCAACUUUCCGGGGCGUUUGUAUUAUGAACACUUGAAGAAAGCUAACAAAUUACUCUGUAAAACUUGGGUGUGUUUCCCUUUCCCCUUUUUCUCCCGAUAGAAAUGUGACCCAAUAGAAGUGUGUGUGUUUUUUAAUUACCUUCUUAAAAUCUUUGAGCAUUAACAGUUAGGCUUCCUUGAAUACCACUGAGUAUAUAUGACGUUUGUGAAUUUUUUAAACCUUAAUUUGCAUGCAAUAAAGUUUACUGAUCUUGUA